AUGCUGCUGCGCUGCAGCGUGGGCCCCCGGGGGGGCCCCCAGGCCAGCUUGAGGUCCCAUGGGGGGCCCCCCCUGGACUGGCUGCUGCCCUCUAGUGAUCUGCAUGCCAUAAGGGUACUGCUGGGGGCCUCUGCUGCUUCUUUAGUUGUCUCUGUGGGCCUCUUUUGCUGCGGGGCCCUUUGGGGGCCCCCCGAACUCCGCAGAGACAUUGACUACUGCCACGGCUGCACAAGCUGCCCCCCGGCGGGCCUCGCAGCAGCAGCAGCAGCAGCAGCAGCGGGGGGGGCCCCCCACGUGCAGCUGCAGCAGCGGCUGCAGGACCCCUGGGCGCUGCAGCAGCAGCUCCAGCUGCAGCAGCAGCAGCAGCAGCCGAAGAAGUGCUUGUUGCAGCUAGUGUCGUUUAAUCCUGAAGCACACAACAGCAGCAGCAGCAGCAGCAGCUCUGCUGCAGCGCAGCAAGGCUUCCUCCCUGGCGAGGGCCUCCGCAGGCACGGGGGCCCCGGGGCCCCAGGGCAGCAGCGCUGGCCGGGUGCUGCCUUGCGGUGGCUCUUGCUGCUGCUGCAGCGCCGCAGCAGCCGCAGCAGCCGCAGCCCAAGAACUUUGGGUCUUUAG
Molecule: messenger RNA, 612 nt
Organism: Eimeria tenella
Lineage: Eukaryota; Apicomplexa; Conoidasida; Eucoccidiorida; Eimeriidae
Exons: 1
Coding region: 1-612 (203 amino acids)
Source: RefSeq, a predicted model, not a curated record